Molecule: messenger RNA, 729 nt
Organism: Penicillium soppii
Lineage: Eukaryota; Fungi; Ascomycota; Eurotiomycetes; Eurotiales; Aspergillaceae
Product: maleate cis-trans isomerase family protein
Exons: 1
Coding region: 1-729 (242 amino acids)
Source: RefSeq, a predicted model, not a curated record
AUGACUAAACGUAUCCGCCUCGGAAUUCUUACCCCCUCCUCCAAUACUAGCCUCGAGCCCUUGUCACAAGCAAUCGUCGCUCAGCUUCCUAAUGUCUCCGUUCACUUCUCUCGGUUUACCGUAUUGAAAAUAAGCCUCGAGGAGGAUGCCCUCCAGCAAUUUCAAAAUGAAGCAAUUUUGGAAGCGGCCAGACUGCUGGCGGAUGCCAACGUCGACAUCAUUGGCUGGAGUGGCACUUCAUCCGGGUGGCUAGGCUUUUCCACCGACGAAGAGCUGUGCGGAAACAUUGCAGCGGAGACGGGCAUCCCUGCUACAACGUCCGUGCUGGCCUUGAACAAAGCUCUUAAGGUCCUCUCUGCUACAGAACUAGGCCUUGUGACACCGUACAUGGACAACGUCCAGGAGGCCAUUAUAAAGACUUACCAAACAAUUGGGGUUGACUGCGGCAAAGAACGGCAUCUUCAAUUGUCAAAAAAUUCUUCAUUCGCCGACGUCGCUGAGCGUACGCUCGAUGAGAUGGUGGCUGACCUGGCGAGCCGCCAGGUGCAGGUGAUUUCCACUUUCUGUACCAAUCUUCGAGCUGCUCAAAGGGUGGAGUACUGGGAAAAAGCUCACAACGUAACGGUUUUGGAUACAGUGAGCACGGUUAUCUGGAACAUGUUAUUAAUGUGUGAGGUUGAUCCAUCCGCAGUGCAGGGGUGGGGCCGGUUGUUUGAAUUGAGAGGAUGA